Molecule: messenger RNA, 2207 nt
Organism: Physcomitrium patens
Lineage: Eukaryota; Viridiplantae; Streptophyta; Bryopsida; Funariales; Funariaceae
Product: nuclear/nucleolar GTPase 2
Cellular component (GO): nucleolus
Molecular function (GO): GTP binding
Source: RefSeq, a predicted model, not a curated record
AUUUUAGGUCUCGGGCUUUACUUGCGGCCUCUUUUUCUCCGAGCUCUUCGAGCUCCGUGUGUGAGGAGCUUGUACUCGAUCGUCUUUGUUAGGUAGUUGCGAAUUUUGUAUCACAGAUUAGCAGCUAUGGGGGGCUCCAACAAGCAGAAGAACAAGAAGGCAGCGCCUGUGAAGGGGAAGCCAAAGCAUUCCUUGGACGAGGGCAGGCGUGAUGGGAAGAAUGGAACUCGAACGGCAGCCACGGUGCGCCGGCUUAAGAUGUACAAGUCGCGCCCUGUGCGAAAUAGCAAGGGGCACAUUCUGUCGAAUGAGUACCAGUCCAAAGCCCUGCCGACGACGCGCAUCCAGCCCGACCGCCGUUGGUUUGGGAACACCCGGGUUGUGGGCCAGAAGGAGUUGGAGACGUUCAGGGAAGAGAUGCGGGAGCGUGUGUCGGAUUCUUACACUGUUAUAUUGAAAGACAAAAAACUGCCGCUGGCUUUGCUGAACGAUAAUAUGAAGCAAAAGAAGGUGCAUUUGUUAGAGACUGAGUCCUUUGAGGAUACUUUUGGACCAAAGAAGAAACGUCGUCGUUCCAAAUUGGCGGUGGAGGAUUUUGCUGCUUUUGCCGAGAAAGUCGACAAAGUCCGAGAUGGAUUUGAAAAUGGCGAUGACAAGCCCUUUCCUAAUGGUAAGGAUGAUGGCGCGAGGGAUGCGGCUAGACACAGUAUGUUCGACAAAGGUCAGAGUAAGCGUAUUUGGGGCGAGCUAUACAAAGUUAUCGAUUCUUCGGAUGUAGUCAUCCAGGUUUUGGAUGCCAGGGAUCCAAUGGGUACAAGGUGCAGACAUUUGGAGAGGCAUUUACGAGAUAACUGCAAGCACAAGCAUCUUAUAUUGCUGUUGAAUAAGUGUGACUUGAUUCCUUCAUGGGCAACGAAGGGUUGGCUGCAUGUUCUCUCGCGGGAAUUUCCAACACUUGCUUUCCACGCAAGUGUUACCAAUCCUUUCGGCAAGGGCUCGCUCCUUUCACUUCUUCGGCAACUUGCUCGCUUGAAAAGUGACAAACAGGCUAUUUCGGUCGGAUUUGUUGGAUAUCCGAAUGUUGGGAAGUCGUCGGUUAUCAACACCCUGCGAACGAAGAUGGUGUGCAAGGUGGCUCCAAUUCCUGGGGAGACGAAAGUUUGGCAAUACAUCACACUCACCAAGCGCAUAUUUCUGAUCGAUUGUCCUGGUGUCGUCUAUCAGAGUUCGGAUUCCGAGACUGAUAUUGUUCUUAAGGGUGUAGUUCGAGUAGGGAAUUUGGAAGAUGCCACAGAGCACAUCGGUGAGGUAUUGAGUCGUGUGAAAAAGGAUUAUCUUGUACGAGCAUACCGUGUCAAGGACUGGGUAGAUGAUAAUGACUUUUUGACGCAACUUUGUAGAUUGACCGGAAAGUUGCUCAAGGGAGGAGAGCCCGAUUUGCCGACCGCUGCCAAAAUGGUGCUUCAUGAUUGGGUGAGAGGGAGAAUUCCGUUCUUCAUACCUCCCCCUCGCAUAGAAGGGCCAUUACCCGAGGGAACCAAAGCCCCAGCUUCAGCUGAGGGUCAGUCUGAGACUGAAGAACAGACAGUUACUCAAGUAGCAGCGUCCGCUAUUGCUGAUGUCGUGAAAAAGCAGAAAGUUAGACACGUUCCUGUGAAGGAGAAUUUCUUCGAUGUUGAAGAUAUUAAUAAUCCUGAUCAUGAGGACCUUCAAUCGGAAUCAGAUGACGAUGACGAUAUGAACGAGAUUGGCAGUAGAGAUGAUGAGGAUGAAGAAAGGCCUGAAGAAGCUGAGGAUGCCCAGGAUAUUGCAACAGCAUCACGGUCCGCUGAAGAGGAAUCUGAAAGUGAUGACGCGGAAGAGGACGUAACUUGGGAAGAUGUUUUGAAAAGUGUGCAAGCUGAAAUGGGUGUCAAGGUCGAAGAGCCUUCUGCUCCUACAGAAUCUGACGUUGUUACAGAACACACUUCCUCUACGGACAAGAAGCUUAAAAAGAGAAAACAAGAAGGACCACCGCAAACUGUGUCUGACCUGAAGAGCCCAAAAGUAGAGAAGAAGUUGAAGCGGAGGAAGAGAUAGCUGUUCUCUCAUCUGUGGCACGAUACUUAUGGCAAUGUAUACCCACCAUCCUGCAAAAGUGCUCUGGGAUCUGUUGCUCCUUAUUAAUAUUCAAACUUGGCUGUCUUUAUGUGGCUAAUCUCAAAUCA